ACGCUGCGCGCGCAGCCUGCUGUCACAGGACUCCAGCCUUCUGUGGUGAUAGCCGAGUUUCGAGCUUUCAUCAUUGGGACGAUGGUGAUUUAACAGUGGCAAAUAUAAACCACGGCUGUUGUUUUAUGGCAGUCGGCUGUCCGUUUUUUACCUUUCACGGGGACUAGUCCUUUUGAGAGAAGUAUAUUUUACGGGUGAUUAUCGGAGCUGCAAAUACUGCAGGAGUACGACUCGACUGAAAAAAGAGAAUUAUGGUGCUGGGUGGAUCGCUAGCACAGGAAAAGACACAAAUGAUGCGUAUUAAAGGCACCCUGUCUUACAUGAUAUUGCAUUGUUCUGGCACCGGAUUAUAAUAUUACGGACCUGUAGCUGCAGUCAUUACUCAAGAGAUCCAAAACCUGGGAGCCAUGAGAUCCUCAGCUUUGGUCAGCAGCUGAAGCGGAUUUCUUUUGAGAGAGAGGAAUUUUUUGUUUGUAAGAAAAGGGAAAAAAUCACCAUGGAUGGCCUGCAGAAGGACAGCCAGCCUGGCAUGCCGUUGGACAUGGUGAGUGGCCAUAGCGCGGGCAGCGGUGGCGGGGAGGCCGACGGCGGGAGCGGUAAGCUGGAGAACGGCAUGACCCAGCUGAUCACGGCCGAGGCCUGGAACAUCAACUCCAGCGGGCUGAUGAAGAAGGCCCUCUCCCCUAUGGUGGCCGUCCCGGCCCCCUCGGUGGUCAGCCCCAGUGCCGAGUCCCCUGGAGGGGUGGCCCUGAAAGUGGCCGCCACUGUUCUGCAGCCCAUCUGUCUCGGGGACAGCCCGGUGGUGCUCCCCAUCCACCUCCAAAUGGCCGGGAGCACCGCCCCCCAGGUCAACCAGGCGGCCAGUUCUCCCUACCUCAUGACCAGCCAGGGUCCUGUCUCCCUGCCUCUGGUCUUGGAGCAGCAGGUGUUCCAGCACCUCAACUCCCCCGUUCUCCCGCCUGGUGCCCAGUGUCCCACCAUAUCCCUCCAGAACAAUGUCCUGUGCCACAACUCCUCUCUCUCAUUCAGCCAGCCCUCACCUUUGGAUCAAAAGCCCAUGGGGCAGGCGCAGGAGCCUGGGGUCCUGCCCCUCUUCCAAAACCCAGGGCUGGCUGCCAUUUUGCAGGACAUGUUCCCAUCCCAGAACAACUUGGGCUCCUCCCCUUGUCACCCCACUGCCCCUCCCCCGGCUGACCCUUUCUCUUCCUCCACGUUCUUCCCGCAGCCCCCUCUCCCCCAUCCAUAUAGUUCCCUGCUGUCUCCCCUGGUUCCUCCUGCCACCCUGUUGGUCCCAUACCCCGUCAUUGUGCCCCUGCCCGUUCCUCUACCCAUCCCCAUCCCAGUCCCCAUCCCCAUCCCACCUAACGCAGAAUCCAAGUGUUUUUCCGACCCUCCCAGGCCAGUUUGCACUUUGAGCAAAAGCACCCAGACUAACAGCAAGGAGAUCCCCAGUCCCUUGCAGAACUACAGCAGGGAAAUGGCUCUCCUGGUGCCCCAAUUGGACUCGGCGUCCUGCAUUCCUAUCACCAGUGGAGAAGUUCUGGACCUAUCUAUGAAGUCCCCACCAUUUCAGACCAAGCAGGAAGUCCCAGUUCAGCAAGACAGUGUCCUUGACUUGUCAGUGGCCAGUGUGAGGAAACCGUGCAUCCAGUCAUAUGCAAGCAGAGAUGUGGGGGUUGAGCUGGACCACGCCUGUCGCUCGGGUGAAGAGACAGCACAUGCUGCCUUAUCUCUGGAGGUCCUGCGUCCCAUCGAGCAUGCCCAGAAGCUGGACUCCAAGAUUCUGAAUGGCCUGGCAUCCCUGGAGUUCAGCCGGCAGCACAAGUGGGUAAUGGACGGGGGUGGAGGAGGGGGUGGAGGUGGAAGGUCUGGCUGUGAGCCCAAGUGUGGUGGGGGCAGCAACUUUGAGAUCGUCAGCACCUCCCAGACAGCCAAGGUCAUCGUCUCGGUCAAGGAUGCUGUCCCAGCCAUCUUCUGCGGGAAGAUCAAGGGGCUGUCCGGUGUCUCUACCAAAAACUUCUCCAUCAAACAGGAUGCCAACCAGCAGGCUGUGUUGCAGCAGUGCUUUGAACGGAAGGCCCAGGCCGACCCUCGCGACCCCAAUGACCCCCUCAAAAAGACACCCAAAAACAGAGCCAUAAAGUUAAAAAAGGUCAACUCCCAAGAGAUACACAUCCUCCCCAUCAAGAAACAACGACUUGCUGCGUUUUUCCCCAGAAAGUAAAACUCUGUGCAUAUGCUCAAAUUCAAAUGAAGGUCGGGCUUGUCCUAACGAUGGUCUCCUGUAGAAAUGGACAAGGCCACAUUAUGUGCUGUUUUCCGCAAACAGUUAAGGGCAAGUGAUACAGCCUUGGUUGCCUUUGCAAGUACUUCAUCAGUCAAGUCCACAGAAAGCAGCUUUGUUUCACAGAGUAACAACAAUUUGGUAGGGGGAAAGGACAUAUAGUACCAUAGCCAAAAUGCCCAUGGGGUGAUCUACUUCAGGAGGUUUUGGAAUGCUUCCUUAGCCACAUCAUGAAUAUGCAUUUGUUUUGACCCAGUAAGUAAUGUGCUCUUAUAGACUUUUCCCUCAUUUACCAUCAAGUUUUGUGUCACUGAUGGUUUGCAUUUCUAGCCUUAAAAUGUAUAUCUUAUACAUUUAAAAUCCCAUUCCACCUCAUUAUAUAUAUAUAUAUACUAUAUAUUAACUGUUUUGGGGGAAAUAAUCACAGUUAAGUCAUGAAUCAGAAAUCAUCAGGGGGUCACUUUGAACAUCAGCAUUAGAUCUAAACAUUCUUUGUUGAUUAUGAAAUUUGAUAUAGGGUACUAACUUUCACUUCCUAAUCUGAUAUCAGUUUACUGGCAAUCGGCAUUUCAGUGAUUUACUCAACCAGUGCAUAUUUCUGAUGCAGAACUUGGAUUGAUGACAGCUUGGCACAAACAAAGCUGUGUUUUCUUUACUUAUAAUGAAUGCUUGGCACGCCAGCCGUGAUAUCAUCAAAGCACAAUAUUAAUCAGCUUGUAAUGGGAGAAAAUAGAUGAACACCCCACAUCUCUCCCACAUUAAAUUUUAAAUCAAAUGACCACCAAGGGCUAUUUUAAGGAAAAGGGUCAGAUUUGAAAAGGUCUGAUGAGCAACUUGAUUCAGCCUUGACAGAAUGUCAGUCUGUUUUUAUUUUUUUGCAUUAUUCACUGGAGACAAAAUGUAAUGCAUAUCACUAUGCUUUUUUUUUUCAAGAACCACCUUUCAUUAAACUCAGAGCAUAUACGUGAUGCUUAGACAUGUACAUAAGUCAUCAUUAAAUAGAUUCAUUUCCACAUUUGGGAAGUGCUGCACCAUUCACAGCGAGUUUUAUUUGAAAAAAAAAAUUACUUUCAGUGUCUAGACUUGACUCUGCAUGUUGUCUUUCACAAAGCCCAGAAAUAAUCCAAAAUGUACCUUCUGUUUGUGUGUAUGUGAGCUCGAAAUGGCAAGUUCUGUUAACUUCUAUGUUAUUGUUUUAAGUAUUUUUACCUGUUCAUGUUUGUGGUCAGAAUUGUAAUGUAUAUGUAAGUGCUAUUGGGUUGAAGUAGAUGCUCUUAAUCUUAGCAAUUUAGUCAGAUAUCUUAAUUGAUUUGUUUUUCUCCACCUUUUGAGAUGAUCUUUUACCAAUUUUGUUAUUUGUUUUUUAUGGUGAAAUCAUAUUGCUCUGUAAAGAUGUGAAGACAUGCUACUGCAUAUAGGCUAUAUGAAUACGUUUGGUAGGAACUGAGUUUUGCAAAUAGCAGGGGCAAAAUGUGAACUCUAUGAAACUAGUGUUGGGGUUGAUGAGAAGAAUAUGAUGUGUUCUACUUUAGAAUAGUAAUUUAAUUUCACAGAUUGAUUGGUUACUUUUUAUUGCUGUAAUUUAUUUUGUUGUACAGUGCAAUUGCACAAGCUUUUUCGAAUGAAAAUAAAAUCAAUUUACUGUUGAGUGCAAUACCAGCUGCUACUUCUCCAAAUAUUUUAUAAUGUACUGACAUUGGUCAGACAGAUUAGAAGGAACAUUCAGAUUGUAGACUAGAUAUGGAAAUGUUGACCAGUUUUUUUUUUUUUUUUUUUUAAUAAAAAUUCACAGACACAAAUGUGCAUGUUCACACAUAACAUGAACACUCUUAAACAUAUUCAGACAUGCAUUUGCAUCCAUGCACACACACACACCUUUGGUAUGAAGGAUCCCUUCCCUUGUAUGUGUGGACUUUUCCCUCAGUGCUGUUGUGUUAGAUAAAAGUCGUAUGUUGGCUUUAAGCCCUGUAGGCUUGUAAAGUGUGUGUGGGGGCAGGGGGGUUGAGAGGCUGUGUGGAGGGGGUUUGGUUGGGGACACAUUUUCCUCUGCACUGUCAGUUGAGAUUGCUGUUAAAACAGCUGGGUCUCUUUGAAAACAAAGAGGUAUUCAAGUGUCAUGUGACACUAAUUCAAUCUGACCAGUUUAAUAUGUUGGAAACUAUGUGCAACUUUGAAAAUAUAUCAUUUUUUAGGUCAGAAAAACAGUGCAGGACCUCAAGGGUCAUGUCACAAUUAGUUGUUCUAGAGUGCAGUAACAAAACAGAGCAGCCGCAUUCAUACGUACAGGCCAUUGGCUUAUAGAAAAAAAGCAGUACACCCAUGUCCCUAUGGACAAUCAUAUAGAUAUAUUUUUACAAGUGGUUGUAUGUUUUCAGCAUGAUCAAAUUAAAGAAGGGCCCCAUUCUAAUGUAUUUACUUGGUACUAGACCUAGUUUUGGAUUGAAAUGGACCUUGAAGAGGAUCCAGCUAUCAAUGUAUUUAUGUGUUUGUGAUGUUUCAACAACUAUCCUAUAAAUUAUCCUUAUCUUACAAUAAAAUACUGUCUUGAAUGUCUUCUACACAGUGAAUUAUUAUACAUUAACAUUAGUGGCAUAUCUUAAAAGUAUUAAACUGCAUUGACAGUUCUUUCUACUUUUGCUUUUACUAAGAAAGACUGUACAAUCGUGUAAGUACAUGCCAGACUGUUAAAGACUGCAAUGAUUGUAAGUCAUAGUCGCAAUUUUCAGUGGAGAGCAAUUUAUGUUUAACCCAUUAAAUUUCAAGCUAGAAUCAUUGCUACUUAUUGUCAUGUGAAAAAAUAUUUUGUAUACAUUGGUAUUUAAAUUCCUGGAUGAAGAUUUUAUACUGUGAGCCAUAUAAUGGUCCACAUUUUUUAAACAAUGCAGCUGGGUGAAUUACAUGAAUGAAAAUAAAAAAAGGUUCUCCUA
Anguilla anguilla (European eel) is the source of this 5211-nucleotide messenger RNA. Its product is annotated as retinoic acid-induced protein 2. Bases 497 to 2224 code for a protein of 575 amino acids. Gene Ontology annotation, cellular component: nucleus. Gene Ontology annotation, biological process: animal organ development. NCBI's taxonomy places the organism in Eukaryota, Metazoa, Chordata, Actinopteri, Anguilliformes, Anguillidae. The record is from RefSeq and is a predicted model, not a curated record. The transcript has 2 exons.